Molecule: messenger RNA, 4482 nt
Organism: Candoia aspera
Lineage: Eukaryota; Metazoa; Chordata; Lepidosauria; Squamata; Candoiidae
Product: vomeronasal type-2 receptor 26-like
Biological process (GO): G protein-coupled receptor signaling pathway
Cellular component (GO): plasma membrane
Molecular function (GO): G protein-coupled receptor activity
Source: RefSeq, a predicted model, not a curated record
AUGAAAAGCAAAGCCAAUGUGUUUGUUACCAGUGCUGGUCUUUUACCAAUGCAUGCACUGUAUUGGUAUCUUUAUACAACACCCCUGCAUUCAUCUCUAGGUAAAGUAUGGAUUGUGACCACAUACUGGGCUUUCAAAAGAACCACCAUCCAGAAGGACUGGGAUAUACAAUUCUUCCAGGGUGUCCUAUCCCUGUCACUUCACUCAAAUGAACCUGCAGGAUUCAGGACAUUUCUUUAUGGUCUCAAUUCUCUGUGGGCAAAAGAAAAUCCUUUUCUCCACGAUUUCUGGGAAAAGGUCUUCAAGUGCUCUCUGAAAGAUCUUCAUGGAAUUGAUGAGCUCCAGCCAGUUUGUACAGGAGAGGAGAAUCUGGAGAGUCUUCCAGGGACUUUCUUUGAAAUGAGCAUGACUGGCCACAGCUAUGCCAUCUACAAUGCUGUCCAUGCUGUGGCACAUGCUCUACAUGAUCUUUUUCAAUCUGGAUCCAAAAUCAGAUUGCAAGGACUUGGAAGGAAGCUGACUCCCCAAAAUCUCCAGCCAUGGGAGCUCCAUCACUUUCUAAGGAGAAUCUCAUUCAACAACAGUCUUGGAGAGCCAAUAUCUUUUGACAACAAUCAAGAAUUAAUUGCAAGAUUUGAGAUUACAAACUGGGUAACUUUCUCAAAUCAGUCUUUUCUUCGAGUCAAAGUAGGAAAGUUGGAUCCUUGGGCUCCCUUGCAUGAAGGCAUAACAAUUCAGGAUGAAAGCAUUGUGUGGCACAGAAAAUUUAACCAGGUUGUGCCCAUUUCGGUGUGUAAUGAAAAUUGCUCUCCUGGUUAUCACAAGAAAAAGAAGGAAGGGCUUCCUUUCUGUUGUUAUGAUUGUAUUCCAUGUCCAGAAGGAAAGAUUUCAAGCCAGAAAGAUAUGGAUGCCUGCACUGACUGUUUAGAAGAUUACUAUCCAAACAUGGGUCAAGACCAAUGCAUUCCUAAAGUUAUCAGCUACCUGUCUUACGAAGAGCCCCUGGGGAUCACUUUUGCUUGCUCGGCUCUCAUCCUCACUCUCAUCACAGCUCUUGUGCUUGGAAGUUUUCUGAAGCACCAGGACAUGCCCAUUGUCAAAGCCAGCAACCGAAGCCUGACCUACAUCCUUCUCUCCUCCCUCAUUUUCUGCUUCUCCUGCUCCUUCCUAUUUCUUGGGCAGCCAAAAAAGUUGACCUGCCUUCUCCGACAGGCUGCUUUUGGUAUUGUCUUCUCUGUGUGCCUUUCCAGUAUUUUGGCAAAAACCAUAUUAGUUCUUCUGGCUUUCAUGGCUACAAGACCAGACUCCAGACUGAGGAGAUGGGUGGGGAAAAGAUUAGCAACUACUAUCUUCCUUCUCUCGUCCUUUCUUCAAGUGGGAAUUUCAACUCUCUGGCUGACUAAGGCUCCACCAUUCCCUGAUAGGGACCUGCACUCACUGAGGGGAAAAAUCAUUCUGCAAUGCAAUGAGGGGUCAACUCUCUUGUUUUUCUGUGUCUUGGGCUAUAAGGUCUUCCUGGCUCUUGUCGCCUUGGCAGUGGGCUUCCUUGCCAGGAAGUUACCUGACAGUUUCAACGAAGCCAAAUUUAUCACCUUUAGCAUGCUGGUCUAUUGCAGCGUUUGGGUCUCCUUUGUGCCAACCUACCUGAGCACAAAAGGGAAAGAUAUGGAUGCCUGCACUGACUGUUUAGAAGAUUACUAUCCAAACAUGGGUCAAAACCAAUGCAUUCCUAAAGUUAUCAGCUACCUGUCUUACGAAGAGCCCCUGGGGAUCACUUUUGCUUGCUUGGCUAUCAUCCUUGCUUUCAUGGCAGCUCUUGUGUUUGGAACUUUUCUGAAGCACCAGGACACGCCCAUUGUCAAAGUCAACAACCGAAGCCUGACCUACAUCCUUCUCUCCUCCCUCAUGUUCUGCUUCACCUGCUCCUUCCUGUUCCUUGGACAGCCAAAAACAUUGACCUGCCUUCUCCGACAGGCUGCUUUUGCUAAAGUAUACCUGUUCAGCUUCUUCAUAAAGCCAGGAAUGCAUCAAAUUCAUAAUGUCAACAGGAAAACCUAUGCCCUCAAGAGUGUGAUGCCAAAGAACUACCAGUACAUUCUGGCUCUUGUAUUUGCAAUAAAUGAGAUCAAUGAGGAUUCCAUGAUUCUUCCCAAUGUCACCCUGGGUUUGCACAUCUUUGACAACUACUGCAGUGGACAGAUCACAUAUGAAGCCACCCUGCGCCUGCUUUCCACAAAGAGCAGAUUUGUCCCCAACUACAAGUGUGACCCCGAGGACCGUUUGAUAGCUGUCAUCGGAGGGCUUGAUUCUGAAACCUCUCGUUACAUGGCUACAAUAUUAAAUGUUUACAAGAUUCCACAGAUCAUUUAUGGAUCACUUGUUUUAGGACUGAGUGAUGAAAUUCUUCUUUCUUCCAUAUAUCAAAUGGUUCCAAAUGAAUUCAAUCAGUACAUUGGGAUUGUUCAGUUGCUGAUAUAUUUUAGAUGGACAUGGGUUGGCCUCUUUGCGGUGGAUGAUGACAAUGGAGAAAGAUUUUUCCAAGCCAUGGUGCCUAUGCUUUUUGCAAAUCAUAUCUGUUUUGCUUUUAUCAAAGCAACACCCAAAUGGACUGAUGUGGCUGAACUGUUAGACUUAUUUCUAGAUGAUCUGGAGAAAUUUCCCAGUCUCAUGAAAAGCAAAGCCAAUGUAUUUAUUGCCCUUGGUACACUGAUAUCCAUGCUUAAUUUAAGCUUGGAUUCACAAACUGGUAAGGUGUGGAUUAUGACAGAACAGUGGGAUUUCACAUUAACUGACUAUCAGAAGAACAUGGAUAUUCAUCCUUUCCAAGGUGCUAUAUCUUUUUCAGUACAUUCAAAUGACAUACCAGGAUUUAAGGCAUUUCUUGAGAAGGUAAAGCCUUUCUGGAGAAAAGAAGAUGGUUUUAUCCAGGACUUUUGGGAAAAGGCUUUUAGCUGUUCAUUGAAAAAUUACAAGUUGGCUGAAGAUGAGGAGCCCAAGAAAGAGUGCACAGGAGAGGAGAAACUGGAGAACCUCCCAAGGACUUUCUUUGAAAUGAAAAUGACUGGCCACAGCUAUAAUAUCUAUAAUGCUGCCCAUGCCAUUGCACAUACUCUACAUACUAUUUAUGAAGCUAGAGCAAAAUACAGAAGAAGGGUGCCUGGAGGAAUCCUGAGGUUUUGGAAUCUCCAGCCACAACAGCUCCAUCCCUUUCUAAGAGGUAUCUCAUUCAACAACAGUGCUGGAGAAAUGGUGCAUUUUGAUGAAAAUGGUGAACUAGUAACUGGAUUUGAUGUUACAAACUGGGUAACUUUCCCCAAUCAAUCAUACGUUAGAGUCAAAUUUGGAAGUCUGGAUCCUCUGGCUCCUCAAGGCAAAGAAUUGUCCAUUCAUGAUGAAAGCAUUGUGUGGCACAGAAGGUUUAACCAGGUGUUGCCAAUUUCUGUAUGUAAUGACCACUGUCAUCCUGGUCUCCAUAAGAGAAAAAAGGAAGGGGAGCCAUUUUGUUGCUAUCAUUGUGUACCAUGUCCAGAAAGAAAGAUUUCUACCCAGAAAGAUAUGGAUUUCUGCACUGAAUGUCAAGAAGAUGAAUAUUCAAAUUUUGAACAGAACCAGUGCAUCCCAAAGCUUUUAAACUAUCUCUCCUAUGAAGAGCUGCUAGGGAUCACUUUAAUGGGGUCUUCUAUUUCUUUUGCUCUGACAACAGUUUGGGUACUUAGAACUUUUUGGAAGCACCAGGACACUCCUAUAGUCAGAGCAAACAACCGAAGCCUCACCUACACUCUUCUCUACUCUCUUUUCCUUUGCUUCCUCUGCUCUCUCCUCUUCAUUGGAAAACCAGCACCUGCCACAUGUCUUCUCCGACAAACAGCCUUUGGCAUUGUCUUCUCUUUGGCCGUUUCCAGUGUUUUGGCUAAAACAAUUACCGUCGUUCUGGCCUUUGUGGCUACCAAGCCUGGGUCCAAGAUGAGGAAAUGGGUAGGGAGAAGGUUGGGAGAUACCAUUGUCCUUUCCUGCUCCUCUAUCCAAGUGUGCAUUUGUUCUCUUUGGCUGUUUACGUCCCCACCAUUCCCAGAUAGGGAUUUACACUCUCUCCAUCAGGAAAUCAUCCUGGAAUGUAAUGAGGGCUCAGCUACCAUGUUUUGCCUUGUCUUGGGCUACAUGAGCUUCCUGGCCAUGGUCAGCUUCGCUGUGGCUUUCUUUGCCAGGAAGCUACCUGACAGUUUCAAUGAAGCCAAAUUUAUCACCUUCAGCAUGUUGGUCUUUUAUGUUUGGUUGUCUUUUGUUCCAAUGUACCUGAGCGCCAAAGGAAAAUAUGUGGUGGCUGUGGAGGUCUUCUCUAUUUUAACUUCGAGUGCUGGGUUGUUGAGUUGCAUCUUUUUCCCUAAAUGCUACAUAAUUGUAUUCAGGCCUGAACUGAAUAACAAGGAGCAACUAAUAAGGAGACAAUGCUUGGUCAUACAGUAUAAGAAACAAUUUAUCUAG